GUCGCAUUCCUGGCCAGUAGCCACAGGAAGGGAAUGUGGUGGCACCGGCUUGUCGCCCUGGCCGCACCCAGCCCCACAAGAACUGGGCGGGCUGGGGCGGCAGGGCGGGCACUGCUAAGGGAAAUGCUCCCUGCGGGGGGCAGUUUCCAGAGCCCGGGAGAUGCCAGGGCCAGCAGCACCAGGAGCCAGGAGGAGCAACCUGGCAACCCCAGUGCACCUGCUGCAGCAACAUCCCAGCUGUUACCAGGCCUGGACCAGAGACGUCAACGGGCCAGGCCGGGAUGUGCCUGCCGGCUGGCACUUUAGCCUGAGGGACCCUGCUCACUGCACCUCCGCCUUCACCUUGGCAUGGCCACACCAGAAGUGGGGCUGGGGGGGCCCCAGGGCACUGAGCUGGUGAAGCAGGGGCCCUGGGGUGCUGAGCUGGCGGAGGGGGAGGCCUGGGGCGCUGAGCUGGCAGACCGGGCAUCCUGGGGCACUAUGGAGGAGGAUGAAGACAAGGCAUCCAUGGACUGUGUGAUCUGCUUCUCGCCCUAUGAUCGGUUGUUCAAGGUGCCCAAGUUGCUGGUCUGCGGGCACACCUUCUGCCUCGAGUGCCUGGCACGCAUCAACGUCUCCUCAGAGCAGGUCAACGCCAUCAGCUGCCCCAUGUGCCGGGAGCUGACCUCCUUGCCCACCCGCAAGGGCCUGCCUGGCCUGCCCACCUGCCUGGACCUGCUGGACCAGCUGCCCCUGGAGCCUGUUGCCCCCAGCAGCUCUGUGCGCUUCAGCCGGCGUCGGGGGCUGCUGUACGUGCCGGGCUGGGGACCCCGAAAGGGCCGGGGGCUGGCGCUACCCAAGCAGGGCCCUGCCCUCAGCACUGUCAGUCUGAGCGUGGACGUGGGGCGGCCAGCACAGCGGGGUGUGGGUGGGGGCCUGCAGGGGCUGGGCUGCUCCAGCUGGCCCUUUGCUGUGGCUGUGGCUGUGGCUGUAACUGUCACCGUGGGGCUGGUGAUCUCCGGCGUCUACAUCUUCUUCAUGCUGCCAACGACCUACGGGCUGGGGCCAGGCGGGGGGCUGGGCAACACCACCUGGCAGGUGCCCUGGCCCAAUGGCACUGCUGCGCCGGCGCCGCCCAGUGACAGAUGGCUGCUGGCACAGCCCCCCCAAGAUGGGGCUAUGGGGCUGGCUGGAGAGAAGGCAUCUGCACUGCCUGGUAUCAGGAGGAAGAGACGAAGAGGCCUGGGCCCCCAGCGCUGAACCCAGCAAAGAACUGACAUGUGGCCCAGUCCCCCUGUGAGCCCUGAACCCCCAGCCAGGAGGUGGAGGCUGGGCCACAAGCAGAAAGGAGGGACACCCCCACUGCUUCUUUCAGCUGCCUCCCCCCAGGUUUUGGGGCUGUGGCUUGGGGGGACAGAGGCUGUGGGCCCUGAGGAG
Messenger RNA from Gopherus evgoodei (Goodes thornscrub tortoise), 1416 nucleotides. It is a transcript of the gene RNF225, whose product is annotated as ring finger protein 225. The coding region runs from base 349 to 1239 and encodes 296 amino acids. The record is from RefSeq and is a predicted model, not a curated record. NCBI's taxonomy places the organism in Eukaryota, Metazoa, Chordata, Testudines, Testudinidae. The transcript is spliced from 2 exons. Gene Ontology annotation, biological process: protein ubiquitination. Gene Ontology annotation, molecular function: ubiquitin protein ligase activity.